Beta vulgaris subsp. vulgaris (sugar beet) is the source of this 2117-nucleotide messenger RNA. RefSeq lists its product as hypothetical. The transcript has 9 exons. The coding region runs from base 281 to 2044 and encodes 587 amino acids. The record is from RefSeq and is a predicted model, not a curated record. Lineage: Eukaryota; Viridiplantae; Streptophyta; Magnoliopsida; Caryophyllales; Amaranthaceae.
CACUAACAAAUAACCGCUCUCAAAUUCCCCACUUUGUUUCUUAUUGGCUUUUUCUCUCUCUUUAGGCUCCCAUCUUCCAAAAACAGUUCCACUUAAUAAUAAUUAAAAAAUGACAUGAAAAAUUGUCAACAACAACCACCAAAUUAAAGUUGGUAAUCUUAUUCGUAAUCACUUUAAAAUUAAGCAUUCUCCUUCCUUCUAUUUUUAGUAUUUGGCCUAAGAAACCACAACAUCGCUGUAAUCCCUACAAGCGUAGUGUAGCAUCUUUCAUCGUCGUCCCAUGUCUUCUUUGGCUUCUACUACUCACUUACUUUCUAUUUUCCCUGAAAAUGGUGGGAAGAAGAAUAUUGGUGGCCACCACAAGAUACAAGAGUUACAAAGAGAGGUGUCGAUGCUCCAAAAUAUGCUGAACCAUGAAGAGGAAGUGCGUCAGAUUUUGCAACAAGUUUAUAAUCGAAAAGCUGGCAUGCCAUUUCCGGUCCCUAAUCAUCUUCCCCCUCGGAUGAAAGACCUUUUAUCAGAGUUAGUGAUUGUAGAAGAUGAGAUUGUUGGACUUGAAACUCAAAUAGAUCAGCUUCGCCCAGAUGUUAGAAACGAGAAGGAAGCAUCAAAAGAAUUAAAAGCAAAGCAGUCAUCACAGUUGCGAAAUAACACAAGUAUGGCAAGAUUAAACCAUCAACAACAAAACAAUGAUCACAAGAUGGGUUUCGAGACUCGAGCAUUACAUUUUAUCAGUAAAGCCAUCAAUGGUUAUAGCCUCACUGAUUUCACAAUCAAUGAGAAAAAUGUGGAAAGUCGUACAAUAGGAGGAGGAGGAGGAGGGAAUUUAUCACCUUAUAUACAACAUGCUAAGCAAAGUGGAGUUCAAGAUCAGCGCUCUAUAAAAAGAAGUGGGAUUCUCAAGCCUUCUGCCUCACCCUUGCGAACUUUCAGAGAUCCCACUCCUUUUAAGCCAAAAGAAAGGAGUGUAGAAGUCCGAGUGGAUCCCCCUCAGAAAUCAAUAUCAGGCCCAAAACAAGUGGAAGAGUGUAGUGGCUCAAAAUGGCAACCUAACAAGUUGUCUGAAAACAUAAUGAAAUGCUUAAUCCUCAUAUAUGUGAGAUUAAUUAGGAUAUCAAGGCAAAGUGAGCUAGAGAAAUCUGGGCCUAUAUCAAGAUCCAUGUAUUCUUCAUCAAGCUUCAGGACUGAGCCAGGGAUGAGUUUGUCAACAAGCCUCAUGAAGGAGUCCAAACAACAAGAUCCAUACGGCAUUUUCGACAUUGAAGAGGCUAUACCAAGAGAUAUUGGUCCUUACAAGAACUUGGUUGUUUUCUCUUCCAGUUGCUUAGACCCAAAAUUUGUCUCCAAUUCCAGCUCCACUCCCUUGUUCCAGAAGCUUAAAGGAUUAUUCAACAGCCUUCAGAAGGUGGAUCUCAGAUCCUUGUCGGAUCAACACAAGCUUGCAUUUUGGAUCAACAUAUACAAUGCUUGUAUAAUGCAUGGAUUUCUCAAGUUUAGUGUACCUUCAAGUCCAGAAAAGUUGCUCAAUUUAUUAAAUAAGGCAACACUAAAUGUAGGAGGAAAAGUUGUGAAUGCGCAAGCCAUAGAACGAUGUAUUCUAAGGAAACCAACACUCUUAUCUUCUAAGGAUGGGAAGGAAGCAAUUAUCCAUGAACUCUACGGCCUCAACAACGUGAACUCUAAUGUCAUUUUCACUCUCUGUUGCGGGACCCGCUCUUCCCCCUCUGUAAGAAUAUACACAGCUGAAGGAGUAAUAUCUGAACUAGAAAGAUCAAAACAAGAGUACCUACAAGCUUCAAUAUCUGUAACAACCACAAAGAAGAUUUGGUUACCCGAGCUACUAAUUCAACACAUGCAUGAUUUUGCAAAGGAUAUGGAUUCUCUAGUUGAGUGGGUUUGUCAUCAGUUGCCUACUUCUGGUUCACUUAGGAAAUCUAUUGUGGACUGUUUCAAGGGAAUCAGCAACAGUGGUAGAUUAUCUAAUGUUAUCAAUAUUGAGAAAAUGCCUUAUGAUUUUGAGUGUCAAUAUUUGUUGCAAGUCUAGAUUUAUUAUUAGGACUCUGGUUGAUGUUUUGUACUUUCAUCAAACGAAAGGCUAAUGAAUUUUGUUUUAAAUA